Molecule: messenger RNA, 204 nt
Organism: Gongylonema pulchrum
Lineage: Eukaryota; Metazoa; Nematoda; Chromadorea; Rhabditida; Gongylonematidae
Source: the annotation of a GenBank genome assembly
UUGAAAUUAUAUCCACAGGAAGCAACUCGAGAAACGAAGCACUGUUACAGGUAUUGCUAUCAGUGCUCGCUGAUCAAGCCCGAUCGGAGCCAUCACUGCUCGUCCUGUGGAUUCUGCGUUGUGAAGUACGACCAUCACUGUCCAUGGAUUAACAAAUGCGUCUCAUUCAACAAUUACAAAUAUUUCAUGCUCUAUCUUAUCUAC